This is a messenger RNA of Peromyscus californicus insignis, 426 nucleotides long. RefSeq names its product cystatin-13. NCBI's taxonomy places the organism in Eukaryota, Metazoa, Chordata, Mammalia, Rodentia, Cricetidae. The coding region runs from base 1 to 426 and encodes 141 amino acids. The transcript has 3 exons. Gene Ontology annotation, molecular function: cysteine-type endopeptidase inhibitor activity. The record is from RefSeq and is a predicted model, not a curated record.
AUGGCCAGACUCUUACAGGCUCUGCUGCUCCUGGUGAUCAUAGUGGGCCCUGUGUCUAGAAGAGUCCAAGCCUGGGGCUCACCCAAGAUUGUGAGGCCAUUUGAAGACAUACCCCAAACCUAUGUCUAUGUGCGGCAAGCAGUCUGGUACGCCAUGAAGGAGUAUAACAAGGCCAGCAAGGACCAGUACAACUUCAAGGUGGUGGACAUCCUAAAAUCUCAGGAGCAGAUCACAGACAGCCUGGAAUACUAUCUUGAAGUAAAUGUUGCCCGAACGAUGUGCAAGAAAAUUAUAGGAGAAAAUGAAAACUGCUUGUUUCAAAAUGAUCCUAAAAUGAAAAAGAUGCUGUUUUGCAUUUUUAUUGUUAGCUCCAAACCGUGGAAAUUUGAACUUAAAAUGCUGAAGAAACAAUGCAAAGAGAUCUAA